AAAUACAAUUCUUUUGGUCAGUGUACAUACCAAACCCCAGCACUCUCAGCCUUCCCUAUUCCCUCACAUCCCAACAAAAAAAGAAAAUACAAAAAGGAGAGAAAAGCUUAGAAAGAGAAAAAGAUUGGCAAUUUAUUUUUAUUUUUAUUUUUAUUUUGAAGGAAUAGAAGAGGAGGAGGGCUGGAGGGCUUUUGCUUGUUGUAAGCCUCCUCCAUUUUUAUUCAUCAAUUUUGGUUUUGGCCUCUUUUUUUGGUUUUUCAUUUGACCUAGAUAUACACUCAUAUAAAGGAACAAAGAUCAACAUAAAGAAGGAUUGAGAAUUUGAGAUGGGUUGUUUUUUUGGGUGUUUUGAGAAUCCUAACAACAAAAAGAAAUUAGAAAACCCUAAUCAUAAUGCUAAAGAAAUUACCCAUUUUAAUUCUAAUCAUAAGAACAAAGCUCAGGAUCAAACAUCUUCUACUGCAGAUGAAUCAGCUUUAAAGCAACAAUUGGAUUCCAAAAGAGAUGUAAAUGUGAGGAAGGAGGAGACCAAGGAAGUGGUAUCAUCUUCGGACACUCGAGAAUCGGUUGUUAGGGAUAUUAGUGUGGAUGGUGAUACGAGUAGCUCCAAAGCGCGGACAUUUACAUACCAAGAGCUUGUCGAGGCGACAGAUAACUUCCGAUCAGGCUUCCUAGGCGAGGGUGGAUUUGGCAAAGUGUAUAAAGGCAGAUUGAUAGAUACUAGUGAGGUGGUUGCCAUUAAGCAACUUGAUCGCAAUGGAAUACAGGGUAUCAGGGAAUUUGUUGUUGAAGUAUUGACGCUUAGUAUGGCUGAUCACCCUAAUCUUGUGAAGUUGAUUGGCUAUUGCGCGGAGGGUGUUCAGCGGCUGUUGGUGUACGAGUACAUGCCACUUGGAUCCUUGGAAACCCAUCUACAUGAUUUACGACCUAAUAAAAAGGCUCUUGAUUGGAAUACAAGGAUGAAAAUAGCUGCUGGGGCAGCUAGGGGGUUAGAGUAUUUGCAUGAUGAAAUGAAACCGCCUGUGAUUUACCGUGAUUUGAAAUGCUCCAAUAUCUUGCUUGGCGAGGGCUAUCACCCGAAAUUGUCGGAUUUUGGGUUAGCCAAAGUGGGUCCUGUUGGUGACAAGACCCAUGUCUCCACUCGGGUGAUGGGUACAUAUGGUUAUUGUGCACCUGAUUAUGCAAUGACUGGUCAGCUGACAUUUAAGUCAGAUAUAUACAGUUUUGGGGUUGUUUUGUUGGAGAUUAUUACAGGAAGAAAAGCAAUUGACGAGACAAAAACUGGCCGAGAACAAAACCUGGUUGCCUGGGCAAGACCACUGUUCAAAGAUCGAAAAAAAUUCUCGCAAAUGGCAGACCCAGCACUCGAAGGUCAAUAUCCCACACGAGGAUUAUAUCAAGCUCUUGCAAUUGCAGCAAUGUGUGUGCAAGAGCAGCCUAACAUGAGGCCUCUCAUAGCGGACGUGGUUACAGCUCUGAAUUACCUCGCGUCUCAAAAGUAUGAUCCGCAUACAUAUGCUUCCCAUCACCGAAAAACUUCAUCUACCUCAAGCGUUGCAAAGGAUUUCCGUAACAGUAAGAAACCUGAAACCGAAGAUAACCAAAGUAGUGAAAACGAUGAAGAAGACUAAAACAUGGAAAAGCAAAUAUAUCGGGUAUAGUUCUUACAUAUGAAAAUAAUUUUUUUCGAUAUCGUUAUUGUGAAUGAGCGUACUUUGUUAUCGAAUUUUGUUAUGAGCAGAUAACAAGUGCUCAUGUUCGACCAUAUUUUACCGAACAGGAAAUGAGUCUUUGCCUCUCCGUUCUCUUCUGCUAUGUACAUGUGAGCUGUGGAUUUUUGUAUGUAAGAUGCGUAUACUGUUGUAUAUUAUCAUUAUCAAUAAUAAUACUGAAUGUAGUAUCUCA
This is a messenger RNA of Amaranthus tricolor (Joseph's coat), 1905 nucleotides long. RefSeq names its product probable serine/threonine-protein kinase PBL7. The transcript is spliced from 5 exons. Bases 327 to 1631 code for a protein of 434 amino acids. Gene Ontology annotation, molecular function: ATP binding; protein kinase activity. The record is from RefSeq and is a predicted model, not a curated record. Lineage: Eukaryota; Viridiplantae; Streptophyta; Magnoliopsida; Caryophyllales; Amaranthaceae. Gene Ontology annotation, biological process: protein phosphorylation.